GGAAUCCAUCUGCUCCUGGACCGUUCUCCCACGACAUCGAAGCCUCGGCCGCCAUGGUCGCUCCCGGGCCCUUGCGCCGCUUCGACCCGGCCCGGAUGGGUCUUCCCGCCGGCUUUCAGUUCACCCAGUGGGCUGAAAUGAAAGGGUGAGGCUGCAAGGUCCCGCAGGAGACUCUGCUGAAAUGGCUUUCGAACUUCAACACCAUCACCUCCACCACCCCUCAAGGCGCCCACCCGGGCAUGGACUCGAGCAUCACCCCAACUCGGUUCCCAGGGAUAUCGCUGGUCCAAACGACCGACUUUUUCUAUCCGCUUGUCGACGAUCCAUAUGUGCAGGGCCGCAUCACCUGUGCCAACGUCCUUUCAGACUUGUACGCCAUGGGCGUAGCCGACUGCGACAACAUGCUCAUGCUGCUGGGCGUCGCCCGCAAAAUGGAGCCCGAGGUCAAGGACGCCGUCACCACCCACUUCAUGAGGGGCUUCCACGAUCUCGCCAGAGAAGCUGGCACAGCUGUUACCGGCGGCCAGACCGUACAAAGUCCCUGGUACAUGAUGGGCGGCGUCGCCUCGGCCGUUGUGAGCUCAAGCGAGAUCAUCAUGCCCACCCACGCCGUCGCUGGCGAUGUCCUGGUCCUGACCAAGCCCCUGGGCACCCAGCUCGCUGUCAACGCCCAUCAGUGGCUGUCGAUGCAGGCCACCCACCCGGAAAAGUACGCCCGUGUUGCCGACUUCAUCUCUCCCGACGAAGUCGAAGGCGCAUACGAGACCGCUAUUCUCUCGAUGGCUCGCUUGAAUCAGACCGGCGCUCGGCUGAUGCACAAAUAUGACGCCCAUGCAGCAACGGAUGUGACGGGCUUUGGCAUCCUGGGCCAUGUGCGCAACCUGGCCUCCAAUCAGGAGGCCGAGGUGUCGUUCAUGAUCCACACCCUGCCGGUCAUCAAGAAAAUGUGGCAGGUCGACGCCAAAGUUAGUUUCCGGCUGUCUCUGGGAUUCUCAGCCGAAACGUCCGGCGGCCUGCUCAUUGCCAUGCCCCGGGACAAAGCCAAACUGUUUGUUCAAGAAAUCGAGGACACUGACGGCUGGCCAGCAUGGAUCGUGGGCGAUGUCGUGGAAGGCAACCGGACCGCAAGCCUAUCCGACGAUCUCAAAGUUGUCGACGUCGACUAUCGGCGACUCCUCGACCCCGAGUAGCAUCUGUUCGCCUCGUGCCAACGACAUCAUCAACAUCAUCAACAUCAUCAACAUCAUCAACAUCACACCAUACCACCAUCACACCAUUCGAAAGCCAUUUCAAACGAGUCAACUGUGGGACCGCAGCAGCGACAAUCGCACCCCGGGCCGGAUGACUUGUCAGCAGUCCUCUGGCCUGGUGUUUGCGGCCACUCCCUCCAUCAGCUUUGCCCGCUUGCCCUUGAGAUGAUGCUCAUUGCUGGAAACAUGCUGAGAUGCAACACUGCUCUCGCCUCCAAUGAGCGGACAUGAUGAGCGCCUGCGCUUUGUUCGCUGCAAGAAUAUAGCCUGGCCAAGAAGGGCCUCUCCUGAACCGUGGCAAGUUAAUCCGAAC
Molecule: messenger RNA, 1563 nt
Organism: Polychytrium aggregatum
Lineage: Eukaryota; Fungi; Chytridiomycota; Chytridiomycetes; Polychytriales
Product: AIR synthase-related protein
Exons: 8
Coding region: 240-1190 (316 amino acids)
Biological process (GO): L-selenocysteine biosynthetic process
Cellular component (GO): cytoplasm
Molecular function (GO): ATP binding; selenide, water dikinase activity
Source: RefSeq, a predicted model, not a curated record